GGAAAGAAAGAGAGAAGACUCACACACCACCGAAGAAAGAAAACACAAAAGACUCCUCCUGCUUCCUUCCUCUCUGCGAUAAUUUUCUCUGAAACUUAAGCUUGAUUCAGCCAUGGCUAAUGCAGCAUCAGGAAUGGCAGUCCACGAUGACUGCAAGCUGAAAUUUAUGGAACUGAAGACGAAAAGGUCAUACCGUUACAUUGUUUACAAGAUUGAGGAGCAGCAGAAACAAGUGAUUGUUGAGAAAAUCGGUGAGCCUGCUGAAACCCAUGAAGACCUUGCAGCAAGUCUUCCAGCUCACGAAUGCCGUUAUGCUGUUUUCGAUUUUGAUUUUCUCACCGCAGAGGAUGUCCCUAAGAGCAGGAUUUUCUUCGUAGCAUGGUCUCCGGACACAGCCAGAGUGAGAAGCAAGAUGAUCUAUGCAAGCUCUAAGGACAGGUUCAAGAGAGAACUAGACGGAAUUCAGAUUGAGCUUCAGGCAACCGAUCCAACCGAGAUGGAUCUUGAUGUUUUCAAAAGCCGAGCCAAUUGAUGAAGAAAUUCCCCAAAAAUUGCGGUUGAAUCAGACUUUUUUCGUAAUAUUACCCAGUGAUGCUUCUUCUUAAAGUUUGCUGUGACGGUACCAACCAAAACAGCUUCAUUUUAUCGGUCUUUGGUCUUUGUCUUUGAUUUCUUUUGUUGGGUCCUUGUCUCCUUGAUAGUGUUUUGUCUUAAAACUUAAGAAAUCUGGCUUGUGCUCUUUUACCAUUGUGGAAGAAACUCGAACCCUUUAUCAAACAAGAAUCCUAUUGGCACA
This is a messenger RNA of Capsella rubella, 796 nucleotides long. Its product is annotated as actin-depolymerizing factor 3. Gene Ontology annotation, cellular component: actin cytoskeleton; cytoplasm. Gene Ontology annotation, molecular function: actin filament binding. NCBI's taxonomy places the organism in Eukaryota, Viridiplantae, Streptophyta, Magnoliopsida, Brassicales, Brassicaceae. The record is from RefSeq and is a predicted model, not a curated record. Bases 113 to 532 code for a protein of 139 amino acids. The transcript has 3 exons. Gene Ontology annotation, biological process: actin filament depolymerization.